AUCUCAUUUUCAAAAUCUUUUAGCUCAAAAUGGGUGUAGAAUCAGAGAGAGAAGUAUUAGAACCUUUGAGCCCUAUUACCCUUUCUCUGAGCACUCCAAAGCUUACUCUCUAUAUCAUAUCCGUAUUUGAGAGUGAAAUACCCUUCAAUGUAGACACACUCAAAUCAUGGAUCACUCAAAUCAUGGAUUGCCUCAACCCUCGAUUUUGCUGCACUAUGGUAGAGAAAGACAGAGGAGAGUUAAGGUGGAAAAGGGUGAAUUUGAACAUAGAUGACCAUUUCAUUGUCCCGAAGCCUCCUAAUGGAGACUCUGAUACACAUGACCAACAUGUAAAGCAAUACAUCUGCGAUGUAAGCCUGAAACCUCUUCCGAUGGAUCGUCCUCUAUGGGAGUUUCAUGUUCUCAAUUGGAAGACUACUUGUUCACCUGCAACCCUAGUUGUUAAGGUGCACCAUUCCGUGGGAGAUGGUGUCUCAAUGAUGUCUUUCUUGUUAGAUCUUGCCAAGAGAGCAGACGAUCCGACUAAGCCUAUCUCUUUUCCUACCUCAUCUAGUGCAAGUGGGAAGGCCCAAUUCAAGAACUUCAGAAACGUUUUUAGCAGCGUAUCGAGCCGAAUAGGUGGACUCGUAAGUGGGGCUUGGUAUUCAGCCAUUGAUGUUGUGGAUGGUUUGGCGAGGAGCAAAUUGUGGGUGCAGGAUAGUAACAUUCCCAUGAGGGGUCCUCCAGGGGUGGAGAAACUUCCAGUGCGCAUAUCUCAGGCAACAAUGGAUCUAAAAGAGAUCAAAAUGGUGGGCAAGAAGCUCAAUGCGACUGUAAAUGAUGUUUUACUUGGUGCCAUUUCCUAUGGUCUUCAAAAAUAUCUACAACUCUCUCUAUCAAAAGAUGAGAGAUACAAGGAUCCCUCAGUCAUUUUAGAGGGGUUGAAGGUGACUUCCUUGGUGUUUUUCAAUGCAAGAGAAGAUAAAGGUCUGCAAAAGCCAGAAAUGAUGUUCACAAGUAAUUCAAAAGCACCAUGGGGAAACCGCAUCUAUUUCUUUCUCCGUCCAAUUCCUUUUGGGAUGCCCAAAGAUCCAACUUACUUUGUGAAGCAAGCAAGUUCUUCUACAAAAAGGUCCAAGUCAUCACUUGGAGUCCUACUAGGUAGAAAGUUUCUAGUGUUUAAAGCAAGGUAUAGAGACCCAGAGGUUGCGGCUUCUUCGUUCUACAAUUCAAUGAGUAGCACGACUCUAGCUUUGUCAAAUAUGGUGGGUCCAAAAGAAAAGAUUGCAAUUGAAGGCCACCCCAUCAAGGAUUUCUCCUUCUUCGUGACGGGGAUCCCUUUGAGUCUUUUCCUAUCCGUUGUGAGUUACAUGGAUCAUGUGAAUUUAAGAGCAACAGGGACCAAAGGUUACGUAGACACUGAAACUCUUUGUCGCUGCAUUACUGAAGCUUUUCAAGAAAUCAAGGACUCCUUAGUAUCUUAACUCUAGGUCUCUAGAUUGGUAUUGAUUAUUUCAAAAUAGCAUUGUCAAUCUAUGUGGGUGGGUGCUAUAUAUGUCAUAUAAGAUGUUUAUAUUUUGGAUGUGCUCGUAGGUAUAUGUUGCUGCUCUUCUACACAUCAUGUAUAAAGAAGAGCUCAGUAAAUGUAUGGAAGAAAUUUAUAUAAAGUUUUCAAGCGUUUGUAGAUCUGCAAUAGGGUAUUAGGUUUUCAUAUAGAAGAAAUUUGUAUAAGAUUUUCAUACAUAAUUGUGCUCGUGGGUAUAUGUCAUAUAAGAUGUUUACAUUU
Molecule: messenger RNA, 1765 nt
Organism: Amborella trichopoda
Lineage: Eukaryota; Viridiplantae; Streptophyta; Magnoliopsida; Amborellales; Amborellaceae
Product: wax ester synthase/diacylglycerol acyltransferase 11
Biological process (GO): triglyceride biosynthetic process
Cellular component (GO): plasma membrane
Molecular function (GO): diacylglycerol O-acyltransferase activity
Source: RefSeq, a predicted model, not a curated record